UCAGUAUGGAGCUGUACGCUCUGACGAAAUACUGUCGUUCAGAUCGUUUGUAUAUGCUGCACCAACGCAGUACUUUCAAUACACUACUACUUAUGUGAAUUUCGAAAAAUAUAUAUUUUACAGUUUUUAUUCGUCACUACAGAAAUGGAUCGUUGGACGGAUAGAGUCGUUUUGGUGACUGAAGCUAGUUCAGAGAUCGGUCAGUCAAUAGUGGCCGAAUUGUCCAAGUACCCUUUGAAAAUUGUCGCUGUAGCCCAAGAAAUCGUCUUAAUACAAAAACUUUCCAACAAGCUACAGUCGUCCUUGGCUAAAAUCUACCCGGUCCAAUGUGAUUUGACUCGUGAAUCGGAAAUAGUAAAUUUGUUCAAGUGGAUCGAAACCACCAUCGGCCAAGGAGUGUCUGUUACGAUCAAUAACGCCAACACAUCAAUUAAAAGCAAAAUUUUGGACGGCGAAACUAACGACUGGAGAUAUUUGUUUGAUCUCAACGUUAUCGCAGUAACUACAUGUUGUAGGGAAUCAUAUAAAUCGAUGAAGAAAUACAAUAUUGCAGAUGGACAUAUUAUAAAUAUAAACAGCACCGCUGGGUACUCAAUGUCACCAUUUCCAGGAGAGAAAGUGUACAAUUCGUCGAAAACUGCACUUACAUAUUUAACCGAAGGGCUUAGACAUGAACUCUUUUAUGAUGGAUCAAAAAUCAAAGUAACUAGUAUCAAUCUCGGUAAAGUAAACGGUGAAGCUGUCGGAAGUGUUGGAGAAAAUAAAAAAUCUAUUCUGUCGAUGAACCCCGAAAGAGUAGCGACUAUGGUGGUCGUAGCAUUAACUCAGCCAGCUGAUAUUGUGAUAGGCGAGCUGACCGUUCUGUCCGUUGGUGAAACCAUUCAAGCUUAUCCCCCGCCCAACAUAAUCAUAAAGUAAUAUCUACUCCACGUGAUAUAAAUUAUGUGUUUUUAUACAGAAAAUAUAUACAGCUUAAACGGACACGUCGGCGUAUUUAUAAAUAUAUAAUAUAAUAAUAUUA
This is a messenger RNA of Aphis gossypii (cotton aphid), 1021 nucleotides long. Its product is annotated as dehydrogenase/reductase SDR family member 11-like. The coding region runs from base 145 to 918 and encodes 257 amino acids. The transcript has 6 exons. Gene Ontology annotation, molecular function: oxidoreductase activity. The record is from RefSeq and is a predicted model, not a curated record. Lineage: Eukaryota; Metazoa; Arthropoda; Insecta; Hemiptera; Aphididae.